CUCCACCCCCCCGACCCGGGGGAAAGGCAGAAUCCCCGGCGGCACCCCUGCCGAAAAACAGCCGGGACGCCCGCAGCCAGCCGUGGAGAAAGGACAGGAACCCAGGAGGAACGACGAAACUCACACCUCCAGCUUCACCUGAGGAAGGGGGGAGGAGGGGAAGGGGGGAGCGACAAGAAGAAGGUCUUUUCCCCAAGCCGGCCCUGACUAGAGGAGCCUGGAUGAACGAGUGGAUCGUUCCCGACAUUGGUGUGGUGGGGCCGCUACAGAUCCCCAGCAGCGAUGGCUUCCCUCUGUCGGAGAGCUCCUACUUUGAUUUGCUGGCGGAUCAGGGUAGCCCGCUGCUCCAAGACCAGGAGGACCUGGCCUUCGCCAGCUAUCCCACAAUGCAGUACUCGCCCAUGGAGGCGCCCAUGGCCUCUCCGGCCUUCCUCUCCGGUCAGAGUUAUUACCCAGCGUGCAGCGAGGACUGGUACCCCUCCGGCGGGCUGUAUGAACUGAGAAAGGUGCCCACGGAGAGCGGCUACGUCCAGGCCCACGUCCAGCCCGCCCCCCUGCCCACGGGCAAGAGGCCCCGGCAGGGCUCACACCCCGGCCGGGUGAAGGGCGAUGAGCUGUGUGUGGUGUGCGGGGACAAGGCCUCCGGGUACCACUACAACGCUCUGACCUGCGAGGGCUGCAAAGGUUUUUUCCGGAGGAGCAUCACGAAGAACGCCGUGUACAAGUGCAAGAGCGGGGGCAGCUGUGAGAUGGACAUGUACAUGCGCAGGAAGUGCCAGGAGUGCCGGCUCAGGAAGUGCAAGGAAAUGGGCAUGCUGGCAGAGUGUUUGCUGACGGAAAUCCAGUGCAAGUCCAAGCGACUGCGGAAGAACACCAAGGCGUCUCCGGAAGAGUCCGUGGAGGAGGAGCCGGAGGUGUGCGACGGAGGAGACGCAAAACAGGUCACCUCCACCACUCCGCUCACAAAGGAGAAAGUUGAAUUCAGUCAAGACCAGCUCAGCCUAUUGAACUAUAUUCUAGACGCUUACAACAAACACCGCAUUCCGCCAGACAUGGCCAAACAACUUCUUCAAGAGACGUUCAGCGAAGAGGAGAAUUUCCUCUUACUGACAGAGAUGGCCACCAGCCACGUACAGGUUCUGGUGGAGUUCACCAAAAACAUUCCAGGAUUCCAGGCCUUGGACCACGAGGACCAGAUCGCCCUGCUGAAAGGCUCGGCGGUGGAGGCCAUGUUCCUGCGGUCAGCGCAGGUGUUCACCAAGAAGCUUCCCCACGGUCACACCGACGUUCUCGAAGACCGGAUACGGAAGAGCGGCAUAUCGGAGGAGUACAUCACGCCCAUGUUUAAUUUCUACAAGAGCAUCGGAGAGCUGCAGAUGAUGCAGGAAGAGCACGCCCUGCUGACCGCCGUGACCAUUCUGUCGCCAGACCGGCCGUUCGUGCGGGACCAGGUGGCCGUGGAGCGGCUCCAGGAGCCCGUUCUGGAGGUCCUGAGGAAGUUCUGCCGGGUGCGGCACCCGCGCGAGCCCCAGCACUUCGCCCGGCUGCUGGGCCGCCUGACGGAGCUCCGCACGCUCAACCACCACCACGCCGAGAUGCUGCUGUCCUGGCGCACCAGCGAGCACAAGUUCACCCCGCUGCUCUGCGAGAUUUGGGACGUGCAGUGAACUUCCUGUCUCCACCCGGCCGCCCUCUCGCCCCGCCGAAAAAUUAUCUUUGUUCUCUUUUGACUGGCAAAAAAAAAAAAACCAGCUCACAUUACAAACGCACAACAACCACUGCUGUCCUGGCUUAAAUGUAUUUGAAUCUGCAUGUGGUUUUUUUUUCUCCCGGUUUACGUGUCGGACGUGACUCUCGUCGUGUCUGUUCGGGUGUCUCGGCUGUGACGAUUGAUGACAAAAAGU
This is a messenger RNA of Conger conger (European conger), 1904 nucleotides long. RefSeq names its product nuclear receptor subfamily 1, group H, member 4 (gene nr1h4). Gene Ontology annotation, biological process: positive regulation of transcription by RNA polymerase II; cell differentiation; negative regulation of inflammatory response. NCBI's taxonomy places the organism in Eukaryota, Metazoa, Chordata, Actinopteri, Anguilliformes, Congridae. The transcript has 10 exons. The coding region runs from base 222 to 1667 and encodes 481 amino acids. The record is from RefSeq and is a predicted model, not a curated record. Gene Ontology annotation, molecular function: RNA polymerase II cis-regulatory region sequence-specific DNA binding; nuclear receptor activity; zinc ion binding.